AUGGCUGUUCUUUUUUUCCUGUUCUUGAAUAUGUUGUUCUAUUCUACAAAUUGUGAACAAUCGGAAAUAUUACCAUUAGGUGAUAUUAUAUCCAGUGUUGCAGAUAUAACAAAUGCAAUAACCUCCAAUCAAAAGGAAGGAUCAAUUAAUGAUGCUGUUACUGAUUCCUUACCAAAGAUUAACCUAAAAAUAGUUCCAUCAAAAAAAUUGCAUAUCACUAAAAGUGACUUGGUUUUUUUAUUGUCUGAGUUACGACAAGAAAUUAGAAGACAAAUGGGUAUUCUCGAAGACGAACUUGAAGAGAAAGAAAGAAUGAGACAAAGAUCUUCUUCCUUAUGGAAUGACAACGAAUCAGCUAUUUACACCCCAAAUGAAAAGAUAGAUGAAUCUCAGGAGGUCAGCACUAUAGAAGAUGAAGAAGAAAAAGAAGAAAUCGAAGAUUUUUUAGACUCAUUAAAUAAGAUAAAGAACGAAGAUAAUGAUAACACAAAAGAAAAUGUAACGUACGAUAUUGAGAUACACGAAAAUAGAGAUACACAUAAACAAAAUGAUUUACAAAACGAUAAAGGAUUUAAACAAAAAUUACUUAGGAACGGCCCACUUAUGAAAUAA
Messenger RNA from Plasmodium reichenowi, 612 nucleotides. Its product is annotated as secreted ookinete protein, putative. The coding region runs from base 1 to 612 and encodes 203 amino acids. NCBI's taxonomy places the organism in Eukaryota, Apicomplexa, Aconoidasida, Haemosporida, Plasmodiidae. The record is from RefSeq and is a predicted model, not a curated record. The transcript has 7 exons.